CGUGCAAUUUGCGUGAUUAUUCAAUUGACAGGGAGCCGGUGCCGCGAAACUAGCACACAUCCCAUGUCUUCACUCGUCGAUCCGACCUCCCCGCGUCAACAUGUUCGUCCUGCUGCUGUUCUGCGCCGAUCUAGCACACACUGGAAAUGGUUUGCCAGAUGUGUCACUCACAGUGUCUCCUGCAGAGGGGCAGGAAUCCAACACACUUCAGUAUGAUCUGGAACUGAACUGGCAGCCUAGUCUGGAUGCAGACUGGAUUGGCCUUUACAAUGUAUCUUCACUGCAAGAAGUAACACAAGACACAGAGCCGCUCAUUUGCAUCAGUCCUCGUGAUUACCCUGAUGGAUACUACAGUACUAAUAUCAGCUUUGCCGAACAACAGUACCCCAAUGGAUGGAAUAAAGGGUCUGGAGAAAACCCCGUGCCUGGAGAUGCUUGUCUGCCCUAUUGGAUUGCUGCCUACAAAUACAAUGAAUUGCAUCAGGCUGUCUGUCUUAAAAUCCACCCUACUUGGAUGUGGGAUCAUAGAGCUGAGCUGGAGAACAUGCCUCUUAUUGGUUUGUUCUUUCCUGGUACAUACAAUUCAAACCACUUUAACAGAGGGAGUAUACCCUUGCCAAGGCAAACAGUCAGUCAUUUUCUUCUCACACAAGAUUCUGAUGUCUGGGGGGAAUUAAUUCGUGGUAUUCGGUACCUUGAUGUUGAUAUAGAGUAUUGUCCUAACCAGGGGAAGUCUUCUUCCACCCCUGCAACUACAGAUGAUGACAGAUGCUCGGCGAAUCAUAGCCUGCCUCAUGCAAAUCACCUGCUGCCUGUGCUUAAGGAUAUUAAAGAAUUCUUGAAGAGGGCAAAGUAUGAAAUAGUCAUACUUGACAUUCACCACUUCCCCAUGGGAUUUGAAAAGAACACAGACCUACACCGUGAAUUUGUUUCAUUGCUGUAUUCUGAGCUUGGUGAUUACAUACUGCCAUUCGACAACAUUACCUACAAUUCUACAUUGGCUGACGUGUGGCACACUGGACGUACUCUUAUUGUGGCAUACAAUGAUUCUGAAACAACGACAGAAUUUGCUUGGCUGUGGGGCCCAAUACCACGGCUUUAUGGAGAUCACCAAACAACAGAAGGGCUCAAGACAUUCCUUUGGCAGUGCAUGGACGAUGCACUAGCCACCAGUGGGACAACUUUGGAAAUGUCUACAACUAGUAAUCUACCAACACCAGCAGUUUCCACAUCGGACAACUCAGAUAGUCUUUAUGAUCUAAUUGACAUGGCCAGUCGUAAUAUCACUAAAUGGUUUCAUAAUUAUUGGUGGAGAUAUUCAAACCUUGUUGCCACUGACUUUUUUCUUGGAAAUAACAUAACUGAUGUCAAUGUUAGAGCUUGCCUGGAUAAAGCGAAUAAUGUAAUAUUUCAAAUAGCAUCAGAAGACUAGUGAUGGUUAUCAUGAUGAUAGUUUACUGCAUGACAUAUAAAGUGUAAAUUCAAAACUGCAUACACUUGCAACCAAUAAUAAUACUAAUAAUAAUAAUAUUAAUAAUAAUAACUAUGUAAAACAAUAUAAAGAAGAGAGAUACAUUGUAAACUUAAGUUGUAAACAGGAUUCAAGUGCUUUAUAGUCAUAUUUGGUUUGAUUCUCUCGAGUACACCACCAUCAGUAAACCAAGUCUCUCCAAGUCCAUCCUUAUACAGACGGUUGUGGGGCCUCGGCUGUUCAAUACAGAAUAUUGAAUCAAAACACUUUCCAGCUAUCUAAAUUUUCAGUUGUUAUUUUAUUUGAGCAACUAGUUUUGGUGCUACACUACUCCACCUUCAGACCACCUGACCGACAGUAGGAAGAUUCCCAUAGGGACAUCAUUCACUGACCGGUAUCUGUAGAUUUCUACUUGACACAGUGAUCCUUUCAAUCAUCACUUGCCAAAUGUUACCUGACAGUCAGCAAAUGUUGAUCAAGGGAUCACUGUGUCAAGUAGAAAUCUAUGGACAUGUCACUCAAUACUGGCCCCUAUUUUGACUAGACCAGAGGUGAGAAUCUUCCUACAUGUUGGUCAGGUGCCUGAAGAUGGUGUAAUGUAGUGCUAAAAUUGAUUGCUCAUAUAAAAUAGCAAUUGACAAUUUAGACGGCUGAAAGGUGUUUUGAUUCAGCAUUCAAUACCAGUAAACUAAAGUCAAAUGAACUUAUUUGACAUAUUUACUGAACAUGGCAGCAAAGAAAGGUAUUUAAAUUUGUUUGCAUUGACUGUAGUAUUUCAUAUAAUGAAGAAGCAAUAACUACUUAGCAGGCAUUGGCAAUGCAUAAUCCAAGGCCCAAAACAAAUAUGUAAUGAGAAGGAUGCUCUACGAUUGCUGCCAAAUAAAGCCUACAAUUUCAAUACACAAAACUCUCAUUAGCUUACCUUGACACACAUGUGAAGCUUACAGCCAUAAAACUCCAUCAAAGUUAUAUUUGCUUACAAUUACGCAAAGAUCUGUAAUAUAUAGAUUUAUGAUUACACACAUGCAUUGCUGUUAUUUGGUUUUGAUACCCUUCAUGUGGCUUUCCUCAUUUCGUACAAUUUCAUUUCCGCACAUGCUGUACUAAAGACAGUGAAGCAUUGCUUGGUAUGCUGUGCUUGUUCAUUGUGCUUAGACUUUUGGAUGGUUUCACACUCUUGUUCAGAAAGUUGCCAAGUUGUUCAAAAUUUUGCAGUGAAGUCCACAGAAGCAGUACUACACCUAGCAAUCCUAUGCUUCUACAACUAGAUACGUCUACACGAUAAAUAACACCAUUUUAGAAGAGUAAGUAAAGUGGCUUUGUGUAUACAUUUGUCUUCUAUAUGCAAGCAAUGUUUUGUCAAAUUUUGAAAUGUAUAACUAUUCAAAGAAGUGGUAAUUACAUUUUGUUUUCAGCAUAAUUAAUUUUUUAAAGUGUAAUAAUCAGUGAUUUCUGGUUCAUACAUCAGAAAACUUCUGUCCUUUUUAAAAUAUAUAACAACUAUGUAUCAUUGUGUGUUUUAAUGUCUUAACAUAUUGAUUUUUUCAAUUUAUGUUCCAAAAAUAAUUUUUUAUGAAAGAAGGCAUCCUAUAAUGAAUGACAGUCUUUAAAGCUCAAAAUAAUGAGUUACAAAAUUUUGAAGAUAACUAAUAAUGAAAUCCCAGGUAUAUUUGUGCACUGGACAUUCACUAAAAUAUCCUAAAACUCAAAGUUAUUUUUUAGUUUCUGGGUAGCUAUGGAGUCUAACCAUGUACUUCACAAUGGUUUCCUGUGAACAUAAAUCUUAAAGGAGCUGGGUGGAGCACAAUGGAUGUAUUUAUCUCAUACCACUGGUGAGCACCUGUCACUCAACUGAAGACCUGUCAUCACUUUCAGUAUCUAAUGCAGUAACAUCCCAUUCUUCUUCACUUUCCGAGCCACUAAACUCAAUAUGAAACUCAGGCUCACUAUAGCCAUCCUCUUUUAAAAACCAUCAAUACAGGAAAGAGGCAGAAAGUGUGUGUUUUGUCAUUGAGUAUCCAAAACUGUACACAGUAAAAAUGAUAGCUAGUGGCAGCCAUGUUGACCAAAAGAUCACAGCUAGGCUAAAAAUGUAGGACCAGAUGCUCUCUAGUGGCUGAACCCUUAACUGACAGUGCUGAAAUGGAUAUAAGCAGUGAAACACAUUUAGGAUACAUUGAUGUGCAAGGUCUUUUUCCUGCAUGUUUCUAACACAACAAUGAGAUAGACAGGAAAGUGAGAAAAAAAUUACAGACCCACUACUAAAACUGCAAAUGGCUUAUGCCACUUAUGUAAUUCAGUAUUCACAUACCAAUGUAGGGAGCAAACUGGACCUUGUGCAGCAUCAUUUACAGUGGAAUGACUGGAAAAUUCAUGACCCUGAGGCUCAUGAAUGGUAAACAAGACAAGUUGGUACAAAACGAAAAUUGCUAUACUACAAGUUGAACACAAAAUGACCUGCUUCAGCAAAUAAUAUCACAUGAGUAUUCACUUUAGCAAACAUAUCUAAAAAUCAUGCUCACCUCAUCAGUUACUUUGUAAUGACAUGGUUUUACGCAUUUCAGAUCCUGACUUGUGGAAGUCACUGUUCUAACAUUUGUGUAAACAAGUGUUGUAAAACAUUUUUUUUUUAUCUGGUGAUGCACAGCUACAAUAGCCUAAGAAUAAUCCUACGCAUUUGCGUGUAUUGAACAUGUUUUGUUACAAGGUUUUUUUUUUCCUCUCCAUCCAUUAUGACCAUUUCACUCAGUGUCUCUUGGAAGUACAUUAGAAUAUUUGUUUUUCUUUGUAAAUAUUUACUGUGUAUUCUAUGUUUUUCUGACAUGUUCUACAUCCUGGAGGAUCUUCUUGCUAUAGUGAUCUAUUGGGAUGAAAAGUACACCUAAUAUAAUGUAACCAUUGUAAAAUAUUGCUCCAUAAUAAAUCCUUUACCAUCAGUGAAA
This is a messenger RNA of Schistocerca nitens (vagrant locust), 4413 nucleotides long. Its product is annotated as PI-PLC X domain-containing protein 1-like. Lineage: Eukaryota; Metazoa; Arthropoda; Insecta; Orthoptera; Acrididae. The record is from RefSeq and is a predicted model, not a curated record. Gene Ontology annotation, molecular function: phosphoric diester hydrolase activity. The coding region runs from base 101 to 1432 and encodes 443 amino acids. The transcript has 6 exons. Gene Ontology annotation, biological process: lipid metabolic process.